Molecule: messenger RNA, 2426 nt
Organism: Pezoporus flaviventris
Lineage: Eukaryota; Metazoa; Chordata; Aves; Psittaciformes; Psittacidae
Gene: HSF5
Product: heat shock transcription factor 5
Biological process (GO): regulation of DNA-templated transcription
Molecular function (GO): sequence-specific DNA binding; DNA-binding transcription factor activity
Source: RefSeq, a predicted model, not a curated record
AUGACGCAGGGGAGUAGACGUCGGGAGUUACUAAUCGACCGGCAAACGACGUGGAUAGGAAGCCAGUUCACCGUCACUAACGCGGGACAAUUCCCCUCGCCGGCUGCCGCACAGCGGGGAACUGACGGGGUGGUGACGGAUCUGGGGAAGAAGCGUUAUCACCCGUGCGCGUUCUCCCGACAAUUGCUCUGUCUGGCCGCUGAAAACAACGACGGCGUCGAGGCGGCUUACGAGUGCGGCGCUCAGGGGCCGUCGGGACCUGGGCCCGCUGAAGGCACCGGCGGAGCUGUGGGAAGCGGGGAGCCGCCGAGGCAGCGGCCGGGACUGGCGCCGGCGGGCUGUGGCGGCGCUGCGGGUGCGGCUGUGCCGAGGGGCUCGCGAGGCCGGGCCGGCCCCGGCGGGCAGCGCAGGCUGAAGCCGCUCCCGUGCCCGGCGGCGCGCGGGCCGGUGCCGCUCCCCCAGCGCGGGCCGUUGGGGCCGGCCCUCGCGCGGCGGCCGGUGCAGGGCGAGUGGCCCGAGCGUCCGUUGGCGGGGAGAGCCACGGAGGGGCAGCGGCUGCCCGGCGCUGUCGACCCCAAGCGCUGCCCGGGCAAGCUGUGGCAGCUGGUGAACAGCCCGCGCUGCGGCUCCGGGCGCUGCGAUGCCCGUGGCGAGGGGCAGCUCAUCGACCGGCGGCUCUUCGAGCGGGAGCUGCCGGGCGCGGGGCCGGCCGGCGAGGGGGCGGUGCUGGCCGCCGCCUUCUUCAAGAUCAGGAACUUCCCCAGCUUCAUCCGGCAGCUCAACCUGUACGGCUUCCGCAAGCUGGGGCCGGGGCCCCCGCAGGCUGCCGGGGGCGAUGCCGGCAGCUCGGCCGGGCCCCUGCUCCACUUCCACAGCCCCCGUUUCCGCCGCGACCGCCCCGACCUCCUCGUCCACCUGAAGCGCCUGACGAGAGCCAAAGAGAAGCCGGCGGCCGGCCUGCAGGUGCCCAGCCGCCCGCCCCAGCGCUCCCAGCGCCUGCUCGGCACGGCGCUGCACGGGGACCCGCUGCUGCCGCCCCCGGGGCUCGGCGAGGCUGCCAGGCCCGGACUGGUGACUGGAGGACAGGUUCCUCAACCUGGUGGUCCAGAGAGCUUCUUUGGUUACUUGGACAAAGCGGCCUUGGGCCAGAACCCCAGUGCUUUUGUGACGCCUUUCCAGCAGACUCCAAUCCCUUCCAGAACAUGGCAGGGCUCUUUUGGGCUGCUGCCAGGGCACCGGGCUUCCCCAGCUUUUCCAGGCCCAGGGGCUCCCUUUCCCGUCCUGCACGAGCGUUCCACAGAGGCCACGUACACUCUGCAGACUGUGUUCUCACUUCUGCCGCUUCAGCGAGGGGCUCCAGCUGGGGCCGCUUCCCUCCCGCAAGACAGCAGCUGCGAGUCUCCAGGGCAGUGCUCGCAAGCCCCCGAUCCAACGGCUGCACUACAGUGUCCAUCACCCCCUGCCCAGGAAGAGCCUCUCGCUGCCAGUGCUGCAGCUGCAGCGUGCACUGGCUGCGGCUUUGUGCAGAGUCCAUCAGCGCAGCCACCUUCUGCAGCUGAAUGCCUGCCCUCUGGCGGGGCAUCUGGUGAAGAGAAGAUGAUGGAGGAAUUAAGUUUUGAAGCCAUACUUGAGGUUCUGGAUAAGAUGCUUUCACCACUCAACGCCGAAAUAGUGCCACCGGAACCUGUGGAGCGCGAGAUGUCAGUCCCUCAGUCUCUCAGAAGUCAGCCACUCCUGGUUAAUAGUGGGAACAGCCACACCCCUUUUGCUGCUGAGGAGAGUCAGCUGGCACCUCUGACUCCUGCAGCAGCAGACACCUCAUUUCUGAUUGAAGCAGCUCAAGCAUUAACUGCUGCAGAAGGCUGUGAUGGAGAACUUCUUUUUGCUCCCUAUGACACCGCAUCCAUAGAAUUUGCCGCUGCUGCUGAAAUGGCACUAGAACCUGUGGCCACAGAAGCCCCCGAAGAAGGGAGAGAACAGGUGGAUCACUGCCCAGCUCACCCCCUUUUACAUCCUUCAGCUUCAGGGUGUUGAUUCUAUAGGCUAUUUGCAGAGGAGAUUCAUACUCUAGAAGAGGAGAAAACUAGUGUUCAAUGGGACUCGGUGACAGAAGAGAGACACUUGACUUCAGGAAGCCAGGCAGUGAGCAAACUUGUAGAAGAGCCAGGGUCACCUGUAAAACCGGGUUGCAGGAAAAGAGGACACAGCUGGGGUGAGGAUCCCCAGGAGCUGGGAGGUGGAGCCUGCAAGCAGGGCUGCUCCGUGGAGGAAGGCACCGGAAUGAGGAGUGUGUGAACAUGUGGGUUCCCCCCUGAGAGUCCGGCAGCAGCGCUCCGCACACAACUGGCAACUGGGAUUGGGCUCACACCUCUUCUGCACAUUUGAGAACUUGGAAGAUAUUUAUAGCUUUAUAGCUUUAUUUGUAU